CUGUGGAGUCGUCUUCACAAAGAGAAAUUAGCAACCAACAGCUCGGAGAUAUUAGCCAAGUCAGAAGCCAAGACACAUCACACGUGCAUGGACACAGUAAUGCAAGAGCAUAUAGGCAGGUACAUGGGAUGCAACAAUGGCGUCACUGCACUGCCACGCGCACCUGCCACUGUUCAGGGAUUCCUUGGAGUGGCAUUGAAGGCUCCUAGCUGAGCUGACCGUGUACGUUCCUGCCUCUGCCUGCCUACCGGCGCCAAUCCUUGUAUCUCACAGCCUUCACAGCUUUCUCCCACCAAAGAACACUAUCCUCUGCUCUCCCACCAUCGAUCCAUUCCCUCCCCUUGAAAUGGUUUGAUGCCUGCAGCCAUGUCCAGUCUCUCUAGACGACUCCUGCUCUGCCUCUUCUUGAUCGCAUGCUUCGCCGGUCUUUUAUUCUCGAUCACCGGCAAUGGCAAGAAGAGGAGGGAAGCUGGUAAUGGCCAUGCAAGGUUCAGAUUGCUGCGUGAUUUUAACACUCUCGGUCUGAAGCAGAAGCAGAAGCAGCAUCAUGGUCAUGGAGUCUCUCCAGCCCCAGCUCCGGCUCAUGCUCACUUACCUCUGCUCCACAAGGACGCGCGACUCCCGGUCCACGGAAAAGUUGUCCACAACCACGAGAGAGGAAAUGCCACCGCGCAGAGCCCGCGCGACGGGGGAGGCGAGCACGGAAGUAAAAAUACAAGCACGCAGCUGGUCGCUGUUGCCGCGGCGGCGGCGUUGUCCGGGGCUGUGCUGGUGCUCCUUGCCGUCCUGGUAGUGUUCCUGACGUGCAAAAGGUUUCAGGGGAGGCGCGGGGGUGCUGACCUCAACGGCACCAACAAGGUGAGCUUCGAGCCGGGCCCGGGCCUGCUCUACCUGGACACCAUCAAGCCGUACCUCGAGGCCGGCCACGACGACGGCAGAGGAAAGGCACCGCCGGAGAUGGCCGGGCCGAAGCAUGACGAACCCAAGUGCGAGGGGGAAGGCAGUGGAGGUUGCUCCGACGAUGGCGCCGAGUCGGUCCACUCCUCGUGCUGCUUCCAGUCGUCGCACUUCUCCUACUCCGAGCUACGGGACGCGAAGGGCAGCCAAGCCGACGGCGUGUCGCCGUCGCCCUCCGGCCAGUCGAAGCGGCGGAGCUCUGCCCCUACGACGCCUUCAGAUAAGAAGGUUGCAGAUCCGUAUUCGCCGCUGUGCCCGCGCACGCCGAGUAAUGAGGACCGGGGCCGCCGCGCACACUCCCCGAGCUCAUCGGUGACCGUGUCGACAGCGCAGCUGCUCAAGGAUCAUGAGCUCCAGGGAACUUGUCAACCCGUCAAGUCUCUAAAAUUUGAAAGCGGCAGCGCCUGUCACGUAAAAGAAGCAGAAGCAGAGGCGGACACCGUGAGCUCGGAUGCAACAGGUAGCAAUACGGUGCCGCCGGUUCCGCCUCCGCCGCCGCCGGUGGUAAAACAGCAGCAAAAUAUUCAGACAAGUUGUGGUGGUCCGGCCAUUCCCCUACCGCCGCCGCCGCCGCCACUUCUAGUCCCGCAACAAAAUAAUGUUCAGAGGAGCAGUGGGCCCGGCCUCCCGCCGCCGCCCGCGCCGCCUGGUCUGUUCAGGCAGAGCGCACCGGUCGGCAAGAACGGCGCGCCGCUGCCCAAGCUGAAGCCGCUGCACUGGGACAAGGUACGUGCCGCGCCCAACCGGCGGAUGGUGUGGGACAGGAUCCGAUCCAGCUCGUUCGAAUUGGACGAAAAGAUGAUCGAAUCGUUGUUCGGGUACAACGCCGCGAGGCGCUCGGCGAAGCACGAGGAGGCCCAGAUCUGGAGCCCCUCGCUAGGGCACCACGUCCUGGACCCCAAGAGGCUGCAGAACAUCACCAUCUUGAUGAAGGCCUUGGACGCCACUGCCGAGCAGAUCUACGCCGCUUUGCUGCAGGGGAGCAGCUUGUCGGUGCAGCAGCUGGAGGCGCUGAUCAAGAUGGCACCGACCAAGGAAGAGGUCGACAAGCUCUCGAGCUACGACGGCGAUGUCGGCAGCCUGGUCCCGGCCGAAAGGCUCCUCAAGGUGGUGCUCACGAUACCGAGCGCGUUCGCGCGCGUCGAGGCCAUGCUGUACCGGGAGACCUUCGCCGACGAGGUCGGCCACAUCAAGAAGUCGUUCGCAAUGCUCGAGGAUGCGUGCAGGGAGCUGAUGUCGAGCAAGCUGUUCCUGAAGCUGCUGGAGGCCGUGCUGAAGACCGGGAAUCGGAUGAACGUCGGGACGGCGAGGGGCGGCGCCAUGGCGUUCAAGCUCGACGCGCUGCUCAAGCUCGCCGACGUCAAGGGCACCGAUGGGAAGACCACGCUGCUGCACUUCGUGGUCCAGGAAAUGAUUCGGUCGCAGAAGCCAACGAUGCGCACGGCGGAGGGGACGGACAUCGUCACCGGGCUUGCCGCCGAGCUCACCAACGUCAAGAAGACGGCGACCGUCGACCUGGACGUGCUCACCACCUCAGUGUGCAGCCUGUCGCACGGUCUGUCCCGGAUCAAGGAGCUAGUGGGCAAGGACCUGUCCGGCGACGAGAGGAGCCAGUGCUUCGUCGCCUUCAUGGCACCGUUCGUCGGCCACGCAGAGGAGGUGAUCCGGGAGCUGGAGGACGGCGAGCGCCGGGUCCUGGGGCACGUCAGGGACAUCACCGAGUACUACCACGGCGACGUCGGCAAGGACGAGGCGAGCCCACUCAGGAUCUUCGUCAUUGUCAGGGACUUCUUGACGAUGCUGGAGAGGGUGUGCAAAGAGGUGAGGAGAGCCAGGAGUUUCCAUGGAUCAAAUCCUCCCUGUCUUCCUGAAUAAUGUAUGACCGAUACUGCAAAACGGGAAAAAGAACAACAUUGUAAUUCUUA
Molecule: messenger RNA, 2882 nt
Organism: Phragmites australis (common reed)
Lineage: Eukaryota; Viridiplantae; Streptophyta; Magnoliopsida; Poales; Poaceae
Product: formin-like protein 2
Exons: 4
Coding region: 355-2832 (825 amino acids)
Biological process (GO): actin nucleation; actin cytoskeleton organization
Molecular function (GO): actin filament binding
Source: RefSeq, a predicted model, not a curated record